Pseudogymnoascus verrucosus is the source of this 591-nucleotide messenger RNA. RefSeq lists its product as uncharacterized. The record is from RefSeq and is a predicted model, not a curated record. Bases 1 to 591 code for a protein of 196 amino acids. The transcript has a single exon. Lineage: Eukaryota; Fungi; Ascomycota; Leotiomycetes; Thelebolales; Thelebolaceae.
AUGGCUGAUUACCGAAUUGCCCUUGUGAGCCAUAACCUCGAGUAUUUCCACAUAUCGUGCCUAGAGAAUAUGAUCGAUCUUCCAUUGCUAGCGCCGUCUCAAUUUAAGCUCGACAAGGGUGGUUAUCGGUGGAAUAGCGGCCGGCCUUGGACAUGGGGCCUGAUGUUGCGGAAAUGGUUCCAGCAUAGCGGGUGCGUCGACCUCGCCAGGAUUGCAGAAUACAUUGACGCGUACGACAGGUUCAAGGCAGAGCUCAAAGCUUUUAGUACACCUCAUACCAAAUGGCAGCUAACUCACUUAAACCAGUGUACUGCCGAUAGAGGAUCUUGCGGCUGUCCGCCCGAGCCGGAAGGGCCAGGAUCACCGCCAACGCUGGAGGACUACAAAACGGGAGACACCAAGGCAUGCUCCAUCAGUGAGGUCCUUAAACAUCCAUAUGUGGGAAUACUAUCCACGAAGAUCGUUAUCCACGGUCCCCUGUGUCCUAGCUUCUUGGUGGUCCCAGAGCAGGAAUCAAAGGAGGCUGAGCCUGAUAACGACGAUGGCUCGCACCUCCGGCUGAGGUCCGUAAGCGAUACCCCUCGCGAAUGA